AGCUGGGUAUGUAGUUAGCUGUAGUUAGAAUCGAACAUUUUCCUUCAUUCAAAGAUUCCCUACAUUCUGUGAAAUGUUAUUCAGUGUUAAAUAAUGUAUUCUACAUUUAUCUCGACAAAACUGCGCACUUGUGUUUCUCUUCAUUGUUAAUCCCACUGAAGCUAGCAAUGCUGCUCCUGCUUUGACGUUUCUAACACUGGCAGCUGUUUGAAGCUAAUUCUUAGUUUAGAGCCAAGUUCGUUUGGCUGACGCCCAUCUUAAUAUUAGGAAAACACAAAAAUUGACCCAACUGCCUGCAUGUGCCGCUAUGUCCGUCUCCCAGAUCAACCCCACCCUGUUCCUGAGUGGUGCAGAUGCUGCAAUGAACAAGGCGUUGAUCUCUCACAGAGGCAUCACCCUCAUCAUCAACGUUACCCCUGUUACAUCCCCCGUGCACCAAGGGGUGGAAUGCCGGCAAGUACCGGUCUCUGACCAACCACACGCCCGUCUCUGUGAUCACUUUGAGAGUAUGGCAGAAUGCAUCCACAACAACCAGACGGGCAGCACGCUGGUUCACUGUGCUGCGGGCAUGAGCCGAUCUCCCGCUUUGGUCAUGGCUUACCUCAUGAGGUACAAAGGGGUGACUCUACGCCAAGCCCACGACUGGGUACGCGACUGUCGGCCGUACAUCCGACCCAAUGCUGGAUUCUGGCGCCAACUCCUGGACUACGAAAAGAAACUGUAUGGCAAGAACACAGUAAAAAUGACAGCCACUCCUCUAGGAGUGCUGCCGGAGGCAAUGGCCUCAGAAGGGGACGCAGAGUACUGCCUCAGCUGGUGAAAGACUU
Molecule: messenger RNA, 827 nt
Organism: Conger conger (European conger)
Lineage: Eukaryota; Metazoa; Chordata; Actinopteri; Anguilliformes; Congridae
Product: dual specificity protein phosphatase 18-like
Exons: 2
Coding region: 308-820 (170 amino acids)
Biological process (GO): protein dephosphorylation
Molecular function (GO): MAP kinase tyrosine/serine/threonine phosphatase activity
Source: RefSeq, a predicted model, not a curated record